GGACAUGCCACUCAUCAGAAAAUGGUGGUGUCUGUUUCUGAUGGAACGUUUUGAAAUCGAGGGUCAUGGACAGCGGUUCGCAUUUUGGACGGAUGAGGCGAGAGCAUUGCUUCAAGGACUCAAAGCCCCUGUAUACAGGGUACCAAGAGGGAGUGGCAUCACUUUAAAAUGCCCGGACCAUGUCCUUGUUGCAGCUGACCGCUCUGCAAAGGAGAAGCAACUUGUGGACCUGAUUGUGCAGUCCGGAGAGGCUGAGCAGCAUAUCGUGGAUGUACUCAAAGGCAAACCAAGGUAUUUUAAACAUGAGUGCCAGAGGGUGCCUGUCUACUUGGACACAGAGGAACACCGGGAUGUCCUUUAUAGACAUCUGAGGGGCAUCGCAGAUCGAGAAGGAACUCCCAACAACAUUGUGGAUGAGGUGGACUUUUUGAUGGAUGUUCUAUUCCCAGAGGCUAUUAUUUAUGGUCUCGCCGUGACCCACAAGGUCUCAGUGGCACAUGCCGAAAACUUAUUUAUUGUUGGACAAACGUUACACACAAGUGAAAGAGACCAAUUUGAGCAGAGGAUCGAAAAGGAGUUGCGACAACAAGGGAAGUGAAUGAGUGAGCAAUAAAGUGCUUUUUCAAAAAUA
Molecule: messenger RNA, 631 nt
Organism: Hippocampus comes (tiger tail seahorse)
Lineage: Eukaryota; Metazoa; Chordata; Actinopteri; Syngnathiformes; Syngnathidae
Product: PWWP domain-containing protein MUM1-like
Exons: 5
Coding region: 5-598 (197 amino acids)
Source: RefSeq, a predicted model, not a curated record